This is a messenger RNA of Nematocida ausubeli, 258 nucleotides long. RefSeq lists its product as uncharacterized. The record is from RefSeq and is a predicted model, not a curated record. NCBI's taxonomy places the organism in Eukaryota, Fungi, Microsporidia. The transcript has a single exon. Gene Ontology annotation, molecular function: protein kinase binding; cyclin-dependent protein serine/threonine kinase activator activity; histone binding. Gene Ontology annotation, cellular component: cyclin-dependent protein kinase holoenzyme complex; SCF ubiquitin ligase complex. Gene Ontology annotation, biological process: regulation of mitotic cell cycle. The coding region runs from base 1 to 258 and encodes 85 amino acids.
AUGGGCAGUGAUCUAAUUGACAUAGCAGCGCUCUCAGAGCAGAUAUACUACAGCGACACAUACACAGACGAAAACAACAAUGUAUACAGGCACGUCAUCCUUCCUAACGAGCUUUCCCAAAUGCUUCCAAAGGGCCGGCUGCUGGAGGAGGAAGAGUGGCGCUCAAUAGGAAUUACCCAAAGCAAGGGAUGGAAACAUUAUAUGCGGCACGGGCCAGAGCCCCACGUAUUGCUAUUUAAAAAAUCUGCAAACAAUUAA